AUGGCCAUCGAGAAGAAGCACGGCAAGGGCCGUUUGGACAAAUACUACUACCUCGCCAAAGAGAAGGGUUACCGCUCGCGUGCCGCCUUCAAGCUCGUCCAGCUCAACAAGAAGUACGGUUUUCUGCAAAAGUCAAGAUGUCUGAUCGAUUUGUGCGCUGCUCCUGGUGGUUGGCUUCAGGUCGCCGCAGAGACCAUGCCCAUCAAGUCCUUGAUCAUUGGUGUUGAUCUGGCCCCCAUCAAGCCUGUUCCCAAGACAAUCACUUUCCAGGGCGAUAUUACUACCGACAAGACUCGCGCUAUCAUCCGUGGACAUCUCAAAACUUGGAAGGCCGACACUGUUAUCCACGACGGUGCUCCCAACGUCGGUACCGCCUGGGUUCAGGAUGCCUUCAGUCAGAACGAGCUGGUCUUGCACUCUCUGCGUCUCGCAUGCGACUUCCUCGGCCCUGGUGGAAACUUCGUCACAAAGGUCUUCCGUUCCAAGGAUAGCGCAAAGCUCGAGUGGACUUUCAAGCAACUCUUCGACAAGGUCGAGCAGACAAAACCCCCGUCUUCGCGUAACGUCUCUGCCGAAACUUUCUACGUCUGCCGUGGCUUCAAGGCCCCCAAGAACCUCGAUCCCCGUUUCCUCGACCCUCAAUACGCUUUUGCUGAAGUCAAGGAUGCUGUUCCUAACAAUGAGGCCAAGGUCUUCAACCCCGAAGUCAAGAAGAGAAAGAGAGAAGGUUAUGACGAGGGUGACUGGACCCAAUACCACGAAGUCCCCGUCAGCGAGUUCAUCCAGACAACCGAUCCUAUCGCCAUUCUUGGUGGUAUGAACAAACUCACCUUCAACCAAUCUGGAAACGGCGAUAUUGCUCUUGCUACUAUCGACAAGCUCCCCGAAACCACAGAAGAAGUCCGUAUCUGCUGUAACGAUCUGAAAGUUCUCGGCAAGAAGGAAUUCCGUCUCUUGUUGAAAUGGCGUCUUCAAGUCCGCGAACGCUUUGGCUUUACUACAAAGAGCACCAAUCACAAGAAAGCUACCGAUGCCGAGAAGAAGGACGCUGAAGCAGACGACGAAGAAGCCGCCGAAGUCGAGAGCAUGGACGAGGAGAUGAAGCUCCAAGAAGAGUUGCAAAAGAUGAAGGACAUGCAGAGCAAAGACAAGAGAAAGCUCCGUCGCAAGGAAAACGAAAAGAAGCAAAAAGAGAUCGUUCGUCUACAGAUGAACAUGACUACACCCAUGGAAAUCGGUAUGGAGCAAGCUGGUCCUAACGGUGAGGAUGCCAUGUUCCAGCUCAAGGCUGUCGACAAGGCUGGUCUCACUGGAAAGCUGCAGAAGGGCAAGAUGCAAGUCAUUCCCGUCACCGAGAAGAAAAAUGACGAGUUCGAUCUCGAGUUCACCGAUGACGAGCUUGGCGAUGGUCUUGAAGGCGAGUUGGACAUGAUGUACAACCAAUACCAGGAAAAGCGCGAAGCAAGAGAUGCCAAAAUGCGAGCCAAGAAGGCCAGAAAGGAACGCAAUGAAGAGGGCGAAUUCGAAGGCUUCUCAAACGACGAAGAAGCAGACAGCGAUGACGACGGUCCUGCCAUCGAGUACGACAGCGACUCUGACGAAGAGGAGGAAAAUGGUCAACUCGUCACUGAUCUCGACAACUCUGCCGCUCCUGCAAAUGGUCUCACACGACGCGCUGCCAACUUCUUCGACCAGGACUUGUUCAAAGACAUUGACGGACUCGAAGGUCUCGAAGAUGAAGAAGAGCCAGUCAAGGACCUCGACAGCGGUAUCGAAAUGGACUCGAGCUCAGCCUCACCACCCCUCAAGGCCGAGAAGCCCACGACCAAAGCCACAAGGAUUGAGAAACCCGUCAAGGAAAAGAAAGAAAAGACCAAAAAGUCCAAGAUCCCCACACCAGCCGAACUCGCCGCAGAGGAAGCAGAAUACGAAACCGACUCCUCAGACGGCGGCUUCGAAAUAGUCAAAAACACCCAAUCCCAAUGGGACAAGGAUGAAGACGCCAUCCCCCUAAAGAACGGCCGUCCAAACAUCGACAUCAUCACCGCCGAAGCAAUGACCCUAGCCCACCAACUCGCCACCGGCCAAAAGACAAAACACGACCUUCUAGACGACAACUUCAACAAGUAUUCUCUACGAGAUGUCGAUGGCCUACCCGACUGGUUCCUCGACGACGAAACCAAAAACUCCAAACCCCACCGUCCCAUCACCAAAGAAGCAGCCGCCGCUAUCAAGGAAAAAAUGCGUGCUUUUAACGCGCGCCCCAUCAAAAAGGUCCGCGAAGCCAAAGCCAGAAAGCAACUCCACGCAGCACAAAAGCUGGAAAAACUAAAGAAGAAGUCUGCCUUGCUUGCAGAGUCAGAAGAUGUGAGCGAAAAAGACAAAGCAAGUAACAUUGCAAAGAUCAUGGCGAGGGCGGGUAAGGCGAAGAAGAGGAAACCUGUGCAGGUUGUUGUUGCGGGUAAGGGUAAGCAUCGUGGUGCUGGAAGACCUGGAGGCGUCAAGGGUAAGUAUAAGAUGGUGGAUGCGAGAUUGAAGAAGGAUGUUAGGGCUGAGAAGAGGUUGAAGAAGAAGAUGGGCAAGAAGUAA
Molecule: messenger RNA, 2589 nt
Organism: Aureobasidium melanogenum CBS 110374
Lineage: Eukaryota; Fungi; Ascomycota; Dothideomycetes; Dothideales; Saccotheciaceae
Exons: 2
Coding region: 1-2589 (862 amino acids)
Biological process (GO): maturation of 5.8S rRNA from tricistronic rRNA transcript (SSU-rRNA, 5.8S rRNA, LSU-rRNA); maturation of LSU-rRNA from tricistronic rRNA transcript (SSU-rRNA, 5.8S rRNA, LSU-rRNA); rRNA methylation
Cellular component (GO): nucleolus; preribosome, large subunit precursor; nucleus
Molecular function (GO): rRNA (uridine-2'-O-ribose)-methyltransferase activity; rRNA (guanine) methyltransferase activity
Source: RefSeq, a predicted model, not a curated record